UGGUAUGCCAGGUCAUUCGCAGAUACACAAAAAGGAGAAAGAUAAGUCUUUGACUCCACCUGAGCACACCUAUUUUGAGUAGGGCCGGUCAGGUACAAAUACAAGAAGGCUGCUCGUCCCAGCCCAAGCCUCUCUGCUCCUCUGCUCCAUUGCAAUCACAAAGACAUGAAGCUCACAAUGAUCCCUAUUGGACUUCUUGGACUUUUCCUAGCAUCUGCUUUUGCUGACUAUAAUAUCAACAUCAAUGAUGAUGGCAACUCUGCUGGAAGUGGGCAACAGACAGUGAGUGUCAACAAUGAGCACAACGUUGCCAAUAUUGACAAUAACAACGGAUGGGACUCCUGGAACACCCUCUGGGAUUAUAACACUGGCUUUGCUGCAACCAGACUCUUUGUCAAGAAGUCAUGCAUUGUGCAUAAAAUGAGCAAGGAUGCCAUGCCCUCCAUUCAAGCCCUUGAUGCACUGGUCAAGGAGAAGAAGCUUCAGGGUAAAGGACCAAGAAAACCAUCUCCCAAGGGUCUGAUGUACUCAGUCAACCCUAACCAAGUUGAUGACCUGAACAGAUUUGGAGAAAACAUUGCUGGCAUGUGCCGGGGGAUUCCAACCUAUGUGGCCGAUGAGAUUCAAAGAGCAUACCCACCUUUUUACUCAGAAAAGUGCCUCAGUGCUAACAUACUCUGGAUUCUGAAAACUUCCUUCUGUGGAGAAAUCGUGGAGAACUAAAAGAAACUAUUUUAAAGACAUUCUGGAUUUAGUCAUCAGAGUAUGCUAUGUAGAAAAUAUGGGUUCUAAUGUUUUUUAUCAUGUCAUUCUGAAAAUGUUUUCUGCUAGUUACAUUCGGUUUCCUUAAGUUUCAAUAAACCCAUUUAGC
Sciurus carolinensis (gray squirrel) is the source of this 871-nucleotide messenger RNA. Its product is annotated as gastrokine-1-like. The coding region runs from base 166 to 723 and encodes 185 amino acids. Lineage: Eukaryota; Metazoa; Chordata; Mammalia; Rodentia; Sciuridae. Gene Ontology annotation, biological process: regulation of cell population proliferation. The record is from RefSeq and is a predicted model, not a curated record. The transcript has 6 exons.